AUGGAGGCUCCCCCCGAAGAGCCGCGAUUCCCUCCAGAGCUGGAACGCGAAAUACUGGAGUUUGCGGCGCGUAUAUGUCCCGAAUCCAUCCCCAACUUAUUGUGUGUUGCCCGUCGGGUACUUCUUUGGAUCGAGCCUCUCGUAUACCACACCCUUGAAAUCGACUCCUCAAAACGUUUCAAAGCAUUUCUGGCGGCAACCAAAUCGAGACCACCCGACUUUUUUGCGCGCCACGUCCACCGUCUGAUCAUCCACAUUUCCUAUGACCGGGACUCCCCGCUCGACGACGCGUGGGCCGCACUGGCGCUGUGCACUGGUGUGACCCGAGUUGCAGGCGUUGGCGCGAUUGUGAAUCCGCCCCUGGCGUGGGUGCUGGCGGGGAUGCGCCUGGAACGGGUCGCGCUGUACCUGUCGCAUGUCUUUCCGGGGUCGGUGGAGCUCGAUUCCCAGUGCUUUCAGACGCUGACGCAUCUCGACUUGUUCGAUGACCUGUGGAACAACGAGGUCGCGAUGGAAUACGCAGCAAAGCUUGCGAGACUGCCGGCCCUCACGCAUCUGGCGCUCAACGGCACGGUCGACUGGGAUGUAACGGAGAAUCUUCUGCAGAAUUGCGAAAGCUUGCGGAUCCUUGUGGUAUUGUGGUCGCUGUCCGCGUCGGAAGGCCAGACACGCGCAAAGGAGGUGCCCUUCCGCGACGACCGCUUCCUUAUGUCCAAAUACACGAAUAUGACCGCGGGCGUGCAGGAUCCGCCGAGUCUGUGGUCUCAGGCGGAGGAGUUCAUCCGGAGGAAACGCGAAAAGCGGCUGGACGCGGCGUUGUUUUGGAUGGGAGGAGUGACUUUGGACUGA
Mycena indigotica is the source of this 849-nucleotide messenger RNA. RefSeq names its product Zn(2)-C6 fungal-type domain-containing protein. The transcript has 3 exons. Lineage: Eukaryota; Fungi; Basidiomycota; Agaricomycetes; Agaricales; Mycenaceae. The record is from RefSeq and is a predicted model, not a curated record. Bases 1 to 849 code for a protein of 282 amino acids.